AUGUCCCUCGCGCUGCUUGCUGCCUUCCAAAAUUUCCCUAUUUUCCCCAAGGUCCUCCCGUACCUGCCGCAGAGUGCUCCUCUUGCCUCCCCUUCCCCUUCCCUCCCGCGCGUGAGUGUGUGUGUUUGUGUGGUUGCGAGCUUCGUCCCGCCUCAAAACAACAUCAUCGCCUUUCCCUUCUUCUCUCGCCUCGACGAGCCCGACCUGGUGCAGUUCCCCGAGUACCUAUUUCUAAAUCUCUUGGUCAACCUCCUUCCUGCGCCGAAAUCUCAAUCCGAUUUCCAUGUCAAUACGUUAAUCGCGACCCAAUCCCCGAGCAUUCGACAGUCUCUCACCUUCCUCGGCCCCCACCUGGAGCUAUUUUCUCAAUUGACACAGUUGAUCAACCACCUACCCGCCGUUUUGCCUCUUUUUCCCGACGACAACAACAACAACAGCAACAGCUCACAUCUCUCAGAGCCACAAGCACUCUUUACUUUGACUGUCAAACAUUCACGACGAUCUCCCGUUCGGCCCGCCAAGAAAUUCCUUCGGGACGACGAUCUUUACGGAACGACAAUUUCAACCACCGGUAAAGGAAAGCCUACAGGCAGAGGAAGAGAGAUGGGUCAAAUAGCGAGAGCAGCACUUUCGUCAGUGCUGUCCGCGGCAGUGGUUUCGGCGCAGUCAAGCUGUAUUUCUCUGCAGGGAUCGACGACAUGUUCAGCUUUUCAGUCAGCAUCCGUUUCGACUACAGGCUUUGUGGCGGGGAUUUUCCCCUUCCUUCAAUAUGUGUCCAGCAGAGAAACAUUUGAUCAGCAGAUGUCGUCUUAUCUUGAGACAACAUACGUGCGGGAGAACAACGUCAAUCUUACCAACCCGGACGAGCUAUACGCACGUUUCACGGCUACAGUUGUCUGCAACUCAAUUGUUCAGAAUUCGAUCGACGCAUGCAAUUUGACUGCAUCCAACUCACGACCCGUGUGCGCCGACACUUGUGCCGAAUUCGCACAAAGUGAGGCUCUGCUCACCUCGGACAGCAGUCUCUGCGGCAACCCGGGCAGCAAUCUCGUCAAUCAAAUUCGAGCAGACUUCACCAACUGCGCUCUGCCUGCCGGCUCUCUGUCAUCUUCCAACUGCAUUCAAGGCGUCGCCAACGAGAAGGAGAACUGUGGAUACGGCAACAGCACCCGUUGUGCCGGAGCCACGCUACCCUCCAUUUUCCCUACCAUGACCUUCGCACCCCCAACGGCAACGGCGACCCCGAGCCCGUCAAAUACGGCAGCUGCAUCCAAAGGACUAUCAGGUGGUGCCAUUGCCGGUAUCGUUAUCGGCAGCGUGGUAGGCGCUCUGUUGCUUGCCGGCCUCAUCUUCGCAUGCAUCUUGCUCGCCAAAAGAAGAAGACGUGGGAGCCAGAAAGGCAGUGUGUUCAACCAACCGUCACCCUCUAGGCAAGGACCGUCUACGGUUAAGAUAGCGCCGGCCCAGACCACGAGCGGAUACGAAGUCUUGCCCGGCGGCCGAAUCGCCCGAAUGUCAGCUUUGGAGAGCGCAUCAGACCCGGCUCCUGUCCCGCCCAGCCGCAACAGUGGCCCCCUCAUGGCCGCCGCCGCUGGAGGAGCAGCAGGAUAUAUGACGGGCAGGAGGAGAGGCGACGAUCCGUCUUCAUCCGAAUUUGGAGACAGCCCCGAGUCGGAAUCCAGAGCUGGUGUUCUACGGCCCCCUCCCACUAACAUCCGGAGGACGGGAUCUCUAUCUAGUAGCUCAGUCCUGGCGGAUCCGCAAUCGCCAACGAGCGCCGGAAUGUCGUCUCCACAAGGCAUGGCCAGCCAGCAAUCUGAGCAGCUGCCAUUCUUCAAGGAUUACUACUCUCAAGACGACAUCCACCCCGGUGAUAGAGUCGCUACACUCUGGGCCUAUCAACCCCGUGCCCCCGAUGAAUUUACUCUCGAACGCGGCGAUAUGCUCAAGAUUGUGGGUAUCUGGGACGACGGUUGGGCAACGGGUAUUCUGGUGGAUGAGCGGGCCGAUGAAUGGGAAGCUCGACGACAGGCCCAACGAGACAGCGGUGUUUCCAACACUUCUGGCCGGCAUCAGGACAAUUCGCCGCCCGUGAGCGGCGAGAUCAAGGCCUUCCCCCUCGUUUGCGUCUGCUUACCGGAACACUGGAGGAAAACUAUUGAAGGGGAUGUCUCGACAGAAGUUGUCUUUUCAGCAUGGGCUACGGCGUUGAGGCAUCGAGCUUGUAUUGACUUCGGCCUCACAGAGAGGUCGAAGUUCCCUUCGGGCGACAUUGACCAGCGACUCUUAAUGAAACAGACGAAACGAACGAACGAAACUUUCUUCUUCAACGCGGCAUCGCUUCGAAUCACGACGACCACUCGGAAGCCUUCACAGACCAAUUCGAGCACCCCAUGCGAGUGUAAGAGGUCGGGGAGGGCCUAUGCGACAUACUUAAUGGCGGACCUCUUGGGCAGAAGAGCUGAGCCUGCGGCAGCGGAUAUGUCUGGCUUGUCGUCCUUGGUAUUACUCGGUCACACAUCGACUCCCGAUCGACUAGGUGGAGGCGAGGACAACGACAAAGCCUGGGCACUUGGUUUUGAGGAGGUGAAUCGGAUUUCGUCUUAA
Messenger RNA from Colletotrichum lupini, 2607 nucleotides. Its product is annotated as SH3 domain-containing protein. Gene Ontology annotation, molecular function: protein binding. Bases 1 to 2607 code for a protein of 868 amino acids. The record is from RefSeq and is a predicted model, not a curated record. NCBI's taxonomy places the organism in Eukaryota, Fungi, Ascomycota, Sordariomycetes, Glomerellales, Glomerellaceae. The transcript has 12 exons.